GUUUUUGACCCAAAACAAAGUUGGAUUUUAUUGUUUCCAUUGCAUUGGAUCUAUGCAGGGCCACAAAGUACCCCAGGAAAAUUCUUCUUGUCUCGCAAUUGGUAAUGGCAUCAAGAAUCUCGCAUCAAAACCAUUACUGAAGCCUGGAGGAUGCAUCUACAAGCCGUCCACUGCCACUCGGCUCUUCGACCAUGAUGAGAAAGAGAAGACGAAGAAGAAAAUAAGAUCCAGCAUCCACGGGCGAUGUUGCGAGAACUCUGCGGUCGUGAGCCAUCACGGGCCCGUACCUUCGUCGGCCCUGCUGGUGAAAUUCUCCUCAACACCGCCUUCAGCGUUGCCAUUCUUCAUUUCAGUUGAUCAAGUUGUCAAAUCCGAAUCUCCAGGAGUUGAUGACAGGAUGGGAACCCGAAAUGGAUACGACGGAGAUUCAGUUAGAUUGAAUCACAAGAGAGUGCACUCUGAGGAUGGGAAAUGGAAUUAGGAUGAUUGCGAGUCUUUGAAUUGAUCUGCUUCUCGGAGGGGAACUUUUUGUCCAUCGCUCUCUUCACCUAUUCUUAUUCGAUUCGCUGGCUUCCCUCGCAUCUCUGGAUUGUAGGGAAAAGGGUGUAAUGCAACCAAUGUGCGCAUUCUUUUGGGACUGACCUCUUAACUGUUUGUGUUUAUGCCUGAGGCGUCCAAACCGAAAAUAAAUUUGUUUGCAGACAUUCUGACGGUGAGGACCAUACUGUUUGACCUCUCCAUUUGCUCCGAUUCUUUUGGGCAAUUAAAAAUUAUUGAUACCGAUGAAUCUGAAAUGGAUUCUUUUUUGGUUCCUUGAAAA
Syzygium oleosum is the source of this 820-nucleotide messenger RNA. RefSeq lists its product as uncharacterized. The coding region runs from base 53 to 481 and encodes 142 amino acids. The record is from RefSeq and is a predicted model, not a curated record. Lineage: Eukaryota; Viridiplantae; Streptophyta; Magnoliopsida; Myrtales; Myrtaceae. The transcript is spliced from 2 exons.